This is a messenger RNA of Diprion similis, 1803 nucleotides long. It is a transcript of the gene hth, whose product is annotated as homeobox protein homothorax. The transcript has 14 exons. Bases 310 to 1716 code for a protein of 468 amino acids. NCBI's taxonomy places the organism in Eukaryota, Metazoa, Arthropoda, Insecta, Hymenoptera, Diprionidae. Gene Ontology annotation, molecular function: DNA-binding transcription activator activity, RNA polymerase II-specific; RNA polymerase II cis-regulatory region sequence-specific DNA binding. Gene Ontology annotation, biological process: embryonic pattern specification; brain development; animal organ morphogenesis. The record is from RefSeq and is a predicted model, not a curated record.
CCUGCCGUCUAAUUUUAAGAAGAGGGCGACGAUAACGAGCCGAGGAUCGUCGUCGCCUCGCCAUCUCGAGGAUUAACGAUUGCAAAAGUACUUGUAAUCGACGAAACUAUUCCACAGUUUCGAUCCCUACACUGAACGACGACAAUCAAACCGGAAACUGGCUGGCCGUUAUCACACGUUCAACCAUCGCCCUAGAAGGGCUGAACGACCAAGUGUGAAUAGUGUUGAGUGAAGCUAGUCGCGAGUGAGGGAAACACAGCCGCUACGGUGGCUCAGCACGCAGAGUUCCCCGGCGCUGCCAGGGCGUUCAUGGCUCAGCCAAGGUACGACGACGGCGGGCUGCACGGUGGAUACCUGGAAGGCGGCGGGGGCGGGGGUGGAGGGCUCUACGACCCCCAUGGUAGUGCCCGGGGGGUUCCGGGCCUCCACCACAGUCCCCACCUCGGGGGAAUGGGACCCGCACACCCCCAGUACCCACCUCCACCGCCCCAACCCCCGCAGCACGUCUUGGCGGCGGCGGCAGCCGCUGCGGCCUCGGCUGUACCCGACGUCCAUAAACGCGACAAGGACGCCAUUUACGGACACCCGUUGUUCCCGCUCCUGGCAUUAAUAUUCGAAAAAUGUGAACUCGCGACGUGCACGCCGCGAGAACCUGGUGUUGCUGGUGGCGACGUGUGUUCCUCCGAAAGUUUCAACGAGGACAUUGCCGUGUUCUCCAAACAGAUCAGACAAGAAAAACCUUACUACAUAGCAGAUCCGGAGGUCGACUCGUUGAUGGUCCAGGCGAUCCAAGUCCUCCGGUUUCACCUCCUCGAGCUUGAAAAGGUCCACGAGCUCUGCGACAACUUCUGUCACCGGUACAUCAGCUGCCUGAAGGGCAAGAUGCCGAUAGACCUCGUUAUCGACGAACGGGACAGCACGAAACCUCCGGAGAUGGGCAACGGCCUCGACGGGGGUCCGAGGAGCACCGCGGACAGCACCAGCCAUACGGACGGCGCUAGCACCCCGGACGUAAGGCCACCCUCCUCGUCACUAUCGUACCCCGGACCGGGCGGCAAUGACGACGCACGUAGCCCCGGAAGUGGCGGCACUCCCGGACCCCUCAGCCAGCAGGCGCCCACAAGCCUGGACUCCUCUGACCCCGACGCCAUGGGCAAAUGGUGUCCGCGCAGAGAAUGGAGUUCGCCACCCGACGCCCAACGAGCUGCGAGUGACGCGGCGCGUCGCGGCGUUCUUUACUCCUCCGUCUUUCUCGGCAGUCCCGGUGACGCGAGUAAUGCGAGUAUCGGGAGCGGGGAAGGAACGGGCGAAGAAGACGACGACUCGUCGGGCAAGAAGAACCAAAAGAAGAGAGGGAUCUUCCCUAAGGUGGCGACCAACAUCCUGAGGGCGUGGCUCUUCCAACACCUAACGCAUCCCUACCCUUCGGAAGACCAGAAAAAGCAGCUCGCACAGGACACGGGGCUGACGAUCCUUCAAGUCAACAAUUGGUUUAUCAAUGCGAGACGUAGAAUCGUUCAGCCUAUGAUCGACCAGAGCAACAGAGCCGUGUUUCCGCCGUUGUCUGCAGGGCCGAGCGGGGCGUACAGCCCGGAAGCGACGAUGGGCUACAUGAUGGACGGACAGGCGGCCAGCAUGAUGCAUCGACCGCCGGGAGACCCCACCUUCCACAACCAGUACCACUACCCUCCGGAAUACUACGGCCACCCCUUAUAAAGCUAAAGGCGUUCGAACCGAGUGCAGGCGAGAACGAAGUUUGCGUCUGAUGCCGUAUCGCGCGUGAAUGGAUCUGCGGAUCACGGA